AUCAGCGCGAUCAGUCUUCGUCGGUUGCUUAGACGGUUCGGUAGUGCGCGCUCUCCCCAACUCACAAAAAGCGUGGUUUGACUUCUGCGGCUGGGGGCUAUGCAACGCGUAUACGACGACGAUCGUGGUGGAUUUGGUCGAAAACAAGUUGCAUUGUUGUUGGAUGAAAAACGGCGACACAAAACUAUAUAUGCGUGAAAAAUUACAUAAUUUAUAAAUGAUAGUGGAGUGCUGCGUGCUCUGGUGUGCAAUUUGAGGCCCAGUCGAUGACAUUGCUCGGAAUAGUGUGAGGUAGCUUAUCAAUGAAAUCUGGGAUGAGUCAUUGAGCGAUUCCAAUCACAAACGGAUUUGGUGAAUAUUUAGUGCGAUUUUUGUUAAAGUGAAAUAUUUUUUGUGAAGUGCGCAGAGUGACAAAUAGUUUUUAUUUCCGCUAAUUGCUAGCGGUCGGUGACUAAAACAAAGAAAGAGGCACAAAAAAGUUUUUUCGUUGUCGAUGUAAUAAUACUUGAAGUGAAAGCAACAUGUGAAAGCAGAUAGGCGUCUCUGUACCUUCCACCGAUUCCACGAUCAAAGCAAAGAAGCCAGUUGUUUACAUUUUGCGCUGGAGCUUUUAUUUACCCAUCGAAGCCGUUGAUUCGAUCUUUUAUUUCGUUUUGUUCGCCGAACGAUCGCCUACUAGUGAGUUGUUUUUGCCUUUUUUAUGAGGAAAGUGGGAAAAUUGUAUGGACUAAAAGUGACGGAGAUAAAGUCAAAUCACUGACAUCAUUUCCAUCCCUGAGCAGUGAAUGUAUUUGCGGCACCCCAAGUAAGGGAUGAAAGUGAAGCUAAGGAGGUUCACGCUGUAUAAAUGAGAGGCACCUCGUCCAACCCAUCAUUGAAGUCGAUCGAAUUGACCAACAGAAGAGAAGAUCGCGAUAGGAGUGCAGACAGUUGCAGGCAUUGCAGUUUAUGUUCGGUCCCACGGUGUCCCCAGUGACUAGAGCCCACCUAAAUGAUGUUAUUGGCAAAAGCUUUGCUGGUGUGCUGUUUCACGAUAUUGGCCGAACUCAGCGUGAUUGAAGCUCUCUAUCAAAACGAAUUUAUCAACGAUCUGCUGGAGGAACGAAAGCAUUAUGAAGCAGCCCAAAAAUCUAUUGCUGAGUGGAGAAGCACACUUACCAGAAACAGGAAAAAACGAGCAGACAAAGUUGUUUGCUAUGGGGAGCUGGGCUGCUUCGAAGAGACUGCAUAUCUGGAAAUGCUUCCAUCGUCACCGGAGGAAAUCAACACAAAAUUCUACGUUUAUUCGGCCAAGCAUCGGAGUGAGAAGCCCAUUCUGGAGUUUUUCUACGAUGAAAUUGCUAAAACGAAUAACGGCACCACACCCACUCCGCCACCAACUGCACCACCGACACAAUCCACAACAGCGAAGGCUACUAAUGGAACCGCACCGGUCAAGCAUCGCUACGCACCAGAGAAGAUCUACGAAAAAUUCGGGAAUCUGGAGAACGUAACAGCAAGGGCCAUCAUCCAUGGUUUCGGAUCUAGCUGCACGCACGUUUGGGUGUACGAAAUGAGGACAGCUCUAAUGGCAGUGGAAGACUGCAUUGUAUUAUGCAUGGACUGGGAAAAUGGAGCAACGUUGCCGAACUACGUCCGAGCGGCUGCCAAUACACGACUGGUUGGAAGACAGCUGGCAUAUCUGUUGAAGGGGCUAGAAGAGCACAACAAACUUAACAUGACUCGAGUUCAUUUGAUUGGUUUUAGCUUAGGUUCGCACGUAGCCGGAUUCGCCGGGAUGGAACUGAAAGGUCUGCAGCGUAUCACGGGGCUGGACCCUGCCGGUCCAUUGUUUGAGGCACAGCACCCUCAUGCUCGCCUGGACGAUACCGAUGCCGGGUUCGUUGAUGUGAUUCACUCGAAUGGCGAGAAUCUGAUUCUCGGAGGUUUGGGCUCAUGGCAACCGAUGGGUGCGGUUGAUUUCUAUCCGAAUGGGGGCCGAGUACAGCAUGGUUGUUCUAAUCUGUUCGUGGGUGCCGUAACUGAUAUAAUUUGGGCUCCACCUGGUUCGGUGGAAGGACGCUCACUAUGCAACCAUCGAAGAGCGUAUAAAUUCUUUAUUGAUUCGGUGGCACCAAAGUGUUUGUUUCCUGCAUUUCCUUGUGAUAAUUACGAAAGUUUCCUCAAAGGAGACUGUUUCACUUGCAACCGAGUUGAGAAUGGAACGGAAACGUCCGUUUGCGGAAACAUGGGUUAUUAUGCGGAUCGAUCCGUAGGACGAGGUCAGUUGUAUUUGAAGACUCGUGAGGAGGAGCCUUUCUGUGCCCAUCAAUAUAAGUUGCAAAUCCAGAGCGCACCGAACGAGCUCCCUUUGAGAACGCUUGGGCGAUUGGAGGUGGAACUAGAAAGUGACGGUGGACUGACAGAGGUGUUCACCAUUACCGAGAAAGAUGAUGCAGAAAUUUUCGCAGGUGAAAUGAUUUCGCAGAUUCUCGUGCCACAUCCGGCGCUCGGCUUCCCAAAAAAUAUUACGCUCACCUAUAUGGCAUAUAAAGGAUGGCUCACCAGAGGAUUGACGACUUGGAGCAUCGACAAAAUCAUUUUGAGUGACGGAUUUGGGAAAAGCUUCUCAUUGUGUAAACAAAUGCACUUGGAAUCCAACUCCCCGCUUCACAUGACGCUUCUAUCUGGAGAAUGUGAAGAUGAAGACGACUACGUACAUCAGCAAACAGAUGAAGUUCAUUCAACUGAUUCACCGGAAGAGAGCGACGAAGGUGACGACUAUGAUGAUACAUCCAAAGGGCAAAGUAACGAAAGAAAUGACGUCAACCCGCAUGCCUAUGCUUCACAUGGAUUCCGUGGUAAGGGACCCCAUGUUGAUUUUGAUAAAAAUAUAGAUACUCAACCGUGGCAACCGAUCGUCAUUGAUCUACCGAGGAGUUAUCGAAAUGCCGAUAUAAACAGCUCAUACCCCGUCUAUAUCACUCCUUCUACGACAAAUCCAACCACGACAACGCGGGAAGCUAUCAGUGAACCGAUUCUGAAACGAGUGCAGCAUGAACCACGAAAGCUACAAAACAAAAGUAAGGAUCGCAGCAGCGACAAACGGUCAAUCGAAUCGCCUUCCAGCAAGGACUUGGCGGCUCCACCACCGCCACCUCCGACAGCGGAAAGUAAAAUGAUCACUGUGCAGCUGUUUCCUUAUAGAUUUGCGAAUGUUUUUGAGAAAGCAGAACGAUACGCAAGACUGACCUUAUUGCCAUUACUGACGGAACAAUUUCCACAGUUUUUUAGAACUACCAAGUCAAUUGAUGAUGAAUCUUCUCACCUCGAAAAUGUAGAGUUCAAUGAGACGGAGCCAAUCCCAACUCCGACAAUAUACAAAACAAACAGAACCGAUAAGCCGACUGUGGCGAACAGGAGGUCAGAUUCCCAGCUCACGACAGUCAGUGAUUCGCUCGGAGAGCAAAGGAAUUUCAAUGGUGGCGAUAAACUUGAUAUCCUACCACCAAGUACUCGCCGAGCUUACAUCAGCGAGGAUGCACUGUUCAGUAUGCACCGAGUAGAAGAGUCAACCGCGAAGGCGGACGAUUCCCCCAGGAGGAUCGACGAAGAUAGCGAGGAGGAGCCGAUAAUUCGGAUCGACUUGCCAACGUUCAGGCCUCCAAAGUCGAAGAUGUUGUCGCUCGCAGAUCCACCGCAGUCGCGAUUUAUCCCGCUGAAUUACAAGCAGGAGAGUAAAGAGGAUGUGAUGAGAAGCAGCAUACGCAACGUGAUGGGUGAUACAAAACCAAAUGAUAGCAAAAGCUGAGUGUGAGAGAGAAAUUGUGACAGUAUUUAAUUAUAUGUUGUAAGUGAUAUCUGUUAAUGAUUUAAUUAUUAGCGCAAUUAUACGUACUUUAAAUACGUUUCUAUUGUA
Messenger RNA from Armigeres subalbatus, 3898 nucleotides. RefSeq lists its product as uncharacterized. The transcript has 8 exons. Gene Ontology annotation, biological process: lipid catabolic process. Bases 992 to 3790 code for a protein of 932 amino acids. The record is from RefSeq and is a predicted model, not a curated record. Gene Ontology annotation, molecular function: lipase activity. Lineage: Eukaryota; Metazoa; Arthropoda; Insecta; Diptera; Culicidae.